UUCGCUCCCAAUUUUUCAAUUACUCGCAUCAUGAAGCAGGAUGCUGACGUGAGGGUUCGGCCGUCCGUUGUGAUCUUACGGCGCCUGGUAUGGUUCCUCUUACCGCUCGGUGCCGUGAUCAGCGCCUGCAUCUUGCUGAGCAUCUAUCAGCAACCGUCACCGCCAAACUACCACAUGACAUUUGCCAUUACGCAGGGUCGGUCCAAAGUCCAGGGAGUCAACUUGGCGGGGUGGCUUGUGGCGGACUUCGACGUGACACCCAAGUCCGAGAUCUACAAAGGGGUUCCCGAGGAUGUGUCGUCAGCGGGCGAGUUUGCUGUCGCCAACUGGUACACGACCCAGAAAAAGAAGGCGGAGAUGGUGACCAAGUUCACGUCGCAUCGCGAGUCGUGGAUCACGGAAGACGACAUCAAGGCCAUCGCCGCCGCGAAACUCAACGCCGUGCGCGUGCCCAUCGGGUACUGGAUCCAAGAUAACGUGACCGAGUCGAUUUCGCCGUCGGACGCGGUCAAUUUGGCGCCGCUGUACUCGAUCUUUGCGCCUGGCGCGGUCAACUACCUCGACAAGUUGGUCAAGGUGUGGGCAAAGGCGCACAACAUUUCCGUGCUGGUGGACGUGUCGGCCGCGCUCCUCGCUCAAAACGGCAAGCCCAGCGCCGCACCCAUCCCUUGGUCCAUCAAGAAGGAAUACGGCGACAUGUCGUUUGAUCUGCGACCGACCAAAGCGUCGUUCAACGCGACCAAAGACUUGGUGAAAUUCAUCGUGAACCGGUACAAGGAUGACGACGGGUUCCUCGGCGUGGGGUUGCUGAAUGAGCCAGAGAAGGCCGACAACCGCGUCACGCACCGCGAAAUCGUCGGGCUGUACCGCGAACUGUAUCCGUGGGUGCGCAACAUCACGAAACGAGUAGUGCUCACCACGCAGUCGUUUGGGGAUGUCCAGCACAAGGGCGCGAGCUUGCAGAUUACAGACAACGACGAGACGAUGAUGACGUUUAGCAUUUGGCCCGAAGAGUCGGCGGUCGUGGUCAAUACGUGGCACGAAUGGCACAAGGUGAUGGUCACGGACGCCGCGUUCAAAGAUGACGCCGGCAUCAACACGUUGAAAGAUGAUAUUUCCGGAUGGACGGGCAACCCGUUGUUGAUUGGGAGCUGGAACGCCGCCAAGUUUGGCAACGAGUCGGUCCCGACACCAGACCAACCGGCACACGCCAAGAAAGUGCUGGGCGUUGUCGACAUGGCGGCCAAAGGGUGGGUAUACUCCAACUGGAAGCACGACGGGGGCCAAAAGCAGUGGGGGUGGUCUCUCAAAGACUUGUUGGCGCAAGGCGUGUAUGCAUUUACUAGUACACCCUAAGAACUAAGUAUACUACUACUAUACAUGCAAGAGAUAUGGUGUACU
This is a messenger RNA of Aphanomyces astaci, 1401 nucleotides long. RefSeq lists its product as hypothetical. Gene Ontology annotation, biological process: glucan catabolic process. Gene Ontology annotation, cellular component: cell surface; extracellular region. The record is from RefSeq and is a predicted model, not a curated record. Gene Ontology annotation, molecular function: beta-glucosidase activity. The transcript has a single exon. The coding region runs from base 31 to 1356 and encodes 441 amino acids. NCBI's taxonomy places the organism in Eukaryota, Oomycota, Saprolegniomycetes, Saprolegniales, Verrucalvaceae.